Messenger RNA from Penicilliopsis zonata CBS 506.65, 1212 nucleotides. RefSeq lists its product as hypothetical. The record is from RefSeq and is a predicted model, not a curated record. The transcript is spliced from 2 exons. The coding region runs from base 71 to 832 and encodes 253 amino acids. Lineage: Eukaryota; Fungi; Ascomycota; Eurotiomycetes; Eurotiales; Aspergillaceae.
AGGAAAACUACUACAUAGUCCACAGAUUAUACCACACAAGUCGAUAUUUUGACUACUCUCACAUAUUAACAUGACACAACCGACUGUUGUCCUCGUCCCAGGCGCCUGGCUCACACACGCCUUCUACGCCCCGUUCCUCUCCCUGCUGGAACGACAAGGCUUCCCCGUCCAUUAUGCCGAAUACCCCUCUCUCGACGCCGCGGACCCGUCAUCUGCAUCCUGCCAGGUCGACUCGGACGCCAUCCUCGCCCACACCGUGCGCCCGCUGAUCCAAGACCAAGGUCGUGACGUGCUGGUGCUGAUGCACUCGUACGGCGCCAUGUGCGGGUCUGCAGCGGUCGCCUCCUUCUCCAAGACCGAUCGUGCUCGCCGGGGCCAGAAUGGCGGUGUCCUCGCUCUGAUCUGUCUGGGGGCAUUUCUCGUCCCAGAGGGUCUCAGCUGUGCAGGGUUUAUGGGGGGAAGCUUACCUCCUUGGAUUCUUCUGGAGGAAGCAUCUCAACUGAAUACAGUCGAAGAUAUGACCGUCUUAUCUGCAGACGUGCAGAACCUGGAAAACAUACGCACCCAGCUCAAACCCCACGCAACCCUUGCGUUCAACUCGCCACAGCCCACCCCUGCGUUUGCCGAGGAAGCGUUCCGCGACCGUCUGGCCGUUAUUCUACUCGACGGCGAUCGCGCAGUGCCUCUUUUUGCACAGGAGGGGAUGGUUCGAGGCACAGGCAAGACCUGGAUUGUGAAACGGAUGGAGGGGAGCAGCCAUCUUGCGCCAUUUGCAGAGAGGAUGGACGAGUGUGUUUGUUUGAUAGAGGAAAUCCGCAAACUUCUAGACUAGAUAUCUAGAGAUAUUUCAAACUAGAUGGGAAAGUAUAUUCUGAAUGUCUAGCAUUCAUUCACCAGCUUCGUGGACUGCUUCUCCCCAAAUACGCAAAGACAAUACCUCGCUCUGUUUCCAGCAGGGUGCAACAUGGCCAGCAGGUCUGUUCAUCCCCUCUCCUGGUGAUACAGAGACUUGCAAGGUGUGGGUGUUUGAGAGAGAGGCAGAUCACGCUGUGAGGAUCGGGGGCAAACGAGCGGAGCUGGAAGAGGGUGUACCAUUUUCUGCUUAGAUGGUAGAGGAAACGCAGAGCUGAUAGCGUCUACAACUUUAUAUAACAAGAAUGGUUUGGAAUACUGUCAUAUAGCUCAUCUACCUGACUCCAUGGAACAUACAGG